Molecule: messenger RNA, 2873 nt
Organism: Oncorhynchus kisutch (coho salmon)
Lineage: Eukaryota; Metazoa; Chordata; Actinopteri; Salmoniformes; Salmonidae
Product: zinc finger protein 501-like
Exons: 3
Coding region: 24-1400 (458 amino acids)
Biological process (GO): regulation of transcription by RNA polymerase II
Cellular component (GO): nucleus
Molecular function (GO): RNA polymerase II transcription regulatory region sequence-specific DNA binding; DNA-binding transcription factor activity, RNA polymerase II-specific
Source: RefSeq, a predicted model, not a curated record
AGUUUGCUCUGCAGGAUCCAGAGAUGGCAUCAGUGAAGCUGGAAGACUGCAGUCAAACACUGGAGCUGAAUGUCAACAUUAAAGAUGAAGAAGAGGAGGAGGAGAUUGGGACAUCUGUUAAUCAUGUGAGUCCAAACCUACAGUCACUGGGUCCUGAUUGUGACAGUGAAGCCCAGUUUGCACUGCAGGAUCCAGAGAUGGCAUCAGUGAAGCUGGAAGACUGCAGUCAAACACGGGAGUUGAAUGUCAAUAUUAAAGAUGAAGAGGAGGAGGAGGAGAUUGGGAAAUCUUUUUCUCAUGGAGACCACGUUGAGACAUUCUCUACAUCCAGAGAGCAACAGCAGAAAGAUCACAGAGCUAAGAGGUCUCACCCCUGCCCACAUUGUGAGGAAAUAUUCCCAUUUCUAUCAAAGCUAAAAGUACACCUAAAAAUACACAGAGGAGAGAAUCAAUAUUCCUAUACUGACGGUGAGAUGAAUUUCACAACAUCCAAGACUGUGACAGUUCAUCAGAGAGUGCAUACAGGAGAGAAGCUGUUCUCCUGCUCUGACUGUGUAAAAUGCUUCACAACAUCAGCUAGGCUAAAAGUUCAUCAGAGAACACACACAGGAGAGAAGCCUUACUCCUGCUCUGACUGUGCGGCGAGUUUCUCUCUACUGUGCAACUUAAAACGUCAUGAACGUAUACACACAGGAGAGAAGCUUUACUCCUGCUCUGACUGUGCAUCAAGUUUCUCUCUACUGUGCAACUUAAAACGACAUGAACGUAUACACACAGGAGAGAAGCCUUACUCCUGCUCUGAUUGUGGAAACAGUUAUUCUCUACUGGGCCACUUAAAAAGACACCAACAUAUACAUACAGGAGAGAAGCCUUACUCCUGCUCUGACUGUGGAAAGAGUUUCUCUCGACUGGGCCACUUAAAAACACAUAAACAUAUACAUACAGGAGAGAAGCCUUACUCCUGCUCUGACUGUGUAAAAUGCUUCAUAACAUCAACUGAGCUAAAAGUUCAUAAGAGAACACACACAGGAGAGAAGCCUUACUCCUGCUCUUAUUGUGUAAAAUGCUUCACAACAUCAACUAGGCUAAAAGUUCAUAAGAGAACACACACAGGAGAGAAGCCUUACAUCUGCUCUAACUGUGCGGCAAGUUUCUCUCUACUGUGCCACUUAAAACGACAUGAAAGUAUACACACAGGGGUGAAGCCUUACUCCUGCUCUGACUGUGCGGCGUGUUUCUCUCUACUGUGCAACUUAAAACGACAUGAACGAAUACACACAGGAGAGAAGCCUUAUCACUGCACUGACUGUGAGAAGAGAUUCUACAGAUUGGGCCAUUUAAAAAGACACCAAUGUGUACAUAAAGGAGAGAAGCCUCAUCAGCUCUCUCAGACCAGCUAAGAUUAGACACUCCACUUAAUUCUCAUCUCAUAAAAUAAUUGGCAACGUUGAAUUGGAUCAAAUACAUCCUGUGGUGGAAAAAGUACCUAACUGUCAGACUGAGUGAAAGUAAUGAAACCUUAAUAGAAAAUUACUCAAUUAAAAGUGAGUCACCCAGUAAAAUACUACUUGAGUAAAAGUAUUUGGUUGUAAAUAUACUUAAGUAUUAAAAGUAAAAGUAUUAAUAAUUUCAAAUUCCUUAAAAUUAAGCAAACCAGAUGGAACAAUUGUCUUGUUUUAAAAAAAUAUUACAGACAGCCAGGGGCAGACUCCAACACUCAGACAUAAUUUACAAACGAAGCAUUUGUGUUUAGUGAGUCUGCCAGAUCAGAGGCAGUAGGGAGGACCAGGGAUGUUUUCUUGAUAAGUGUGUGAAUUGGACCAUUUUCUGUCAUGCUAAUCAUAAAAAUGUAAGGGGUACUUUUGGGUGUCAGGGAAAAUGUAUGGAGUAAAAAUAAAAUGAUUUUCUUUAGGAAUGUAGUGAAGUAAAAGUUGUCAACAAUAUAAAUAGUAAAGUACAGAUACCCCCAAAAACUUCUAAAUUAUUUUAAAUAAUUUUUACUUAAGUACUUUACACCCCUUCAUGCCUCCAUGCUGUGUGUCAGCAUUGCAGGCUGGUGGUGUGAUGGUUGGGGUGUGUUUUCAGGGCACACAUUGGGCCACUUGAUAAAAGAUGAACAACAUUUGAAUGCCACAGGAUAUCUAAAUAAUUACUGCCAAUCAGGUGCCUCCCUUCAUGGCAGCAGUGUAUCCAUCUGCAAAUAGAUUUCUUCAGCAGGAUUAUGCCCCAAGACUUGUCUUGGAAGGAAGGAGCUAUUCGGAGUAGAGAUCCACUCCCAGCCAACUUGACACAAUUGUGGGAAGCAUUGGAGUCAACAUGGGCCAGCAUCCCUGUAGAACACCUUCAACACCUUGGACAGUCAAUGCCCUGAUGAACUGAGGCUGUUCUGAGGACAAAGGGGGGUGCAACUCAAUAUUAGGAAUGUGUUCCUAAUGUUUGUGCACUCAGUGUAUAUCAGAUAAAGAUGGUGUGAUCAGUUCUCAGCAUUAUUUUCGGUGUAUUAUUUUAUUACUAAGCUUUUGUUUAAUGAUAAACAGGGAAUCAACUGUUUAUUAAAUUGUAUCUUAAUACUAGAUUCAUUAUUUUAGUCAUUGAUGAUGAAUGUAUUUGAAUAACUGUGUUGAAGUUGAUUGAUCUGGUGGCAGGUAGCCUAGCGGUUAAGAGUGUUGGACCAGUAACUGAAAGGUCGCUGGUUUGAAUCCCGAGCCGACUAGGUGUAAAAAUCUGUCAAGGCAAUUAACCCUUAUUUGUCCUGUACGUCGCUCUGGAUAAGAACAUCUGAUAAAUGACAAGAAUGUAAUGAAAAAUUAUAUUUGCACAUACAUGUUUUCUCUCUUCUGUAUAAUUCAAUGAAAUAAACUCUUUAAAAACAG